UUGGCCAAGCUGGACCACGUGACCUGCCUCAUUACCAUACGACCAGGUAGAGAGGGAGCAAUCAGUUCCGGCUGUGCGUGUGACGGCCGCUUCGUCUCGUCGGAUCAAAUUUGUUGUUUUUUCUUCUUUUUUUCAACUGGGACCUCCUCAAAACGGCUCACCUUUUCCGCACGGGUUGCUGGCCGUUCGACAGGACAGGUGCGGCAGGAAAGACCGCAUUCCUGCCCUCAGACACCAACAUCCUGCUGCGUACAGCGGUCCGUCACCAUAGCGAUGCAGACACCCAUCCCACCCACGGUGUCGGCACUGAUCUCCACCGUGGCGCUCCUUCUCUGCUUGGCUCUGCUGCUGAUGCUGUGUGUGCUGAAGAAGAAAAGAAGGAUGGAGGGAACAUACCGGCCCAGCGCAGAGGAGAGAAAACAGAUCGGCGGGACCAGAUCCGACAAGUCCGGCCUGUCUCUCCCCUUGCCCAAAGAAGAGCGCCUCAUAUGAUUACACCGUGCAAAUGGACUCCAUUAAGAGCUUUUUUUUGUCAACGUUUGGAUUAUUGCUGCCAUGUUUCCAGCUUGACUUUUGCACCACAAAUCUGACACACUCAACUCUUGUUUGUUGGACUGCUUUUUAAUUCCUAACAAUAAUGAUACUGACAGAACAUGGCAUCUGUCACCAGUUUCACUGUAUAAAAAAAAAAAGAAAGAAGCAAAUGUGCCUUUUGACUGUUGGAGUUUGGCUUUCUGGUGAAUUUGCUCAUUUAAAGUCACUCUCCUCAGUGUACCCGAUAACUUGAAGAUGAGGUUUGUUUUUACCGCACUCCAUGUUCUAUUUAUUUAGAAAACAUGUUUCACACUUUAUAUAUAACCAUGAAGGAUACUGAUAGACACUGACAAUCAUAGGAUGCACUUUGUUCACCUUUUGUUAAAAAAAUUUUUUUUUGUACGUAAAUAAAAAAAUGUGUACAUUACUGUGUUCUUUCUUAGGC
Nerophis lumbriciformis (worm pipefish) is the source of this 979-nucleotide messenger RNA. The record is from RefSeq and is a predicted model, not a curated record. Lineage: Eukaryota; Metazoa; Chordata; Actinopteri; Syngnathiformes; Syngnathidae.